CAUCACUGGAGCGCUGUCAGUGAAGAGACAGUCACAAAGGCGACUGACAACCGACAGCCAUUCGAAAAGAGCCGAACAGAUGCUUCGUUUUCAAUGAUCGUCACACGGUAAAUGUCUUCCAUUCAUUGGUAAUAUUUGCUUGAGAUUUGCACCGUAGAGAAACCAGCGCCACUUUUAGCGCGCGGUUAACAAUGGAAUUAUGACAGCGGUGAUUUCCAGCUGUUCAUUGUUCGCAUGAAAGGUAGAUGCAUAUAAUUUGGCCCGUGCUUACCAACGGUGACUCCAAAAAAGGUGUGAAGAGUGACAAUACAGUUGUCAGACCUUCAGGCUGGUGUUGGUGAUAUCCGAAAGGCUCCUAAUGCGUUAUCUCCCACCUUGUCUCUGUCACCAUGCCUACCUUUCCACCUCUGGGCAGUAACUCCAGCACAGUGCCCUGGGACCCCGGCGCACCUUCUCUGGUGAACAGCAUAGUGAAGAUGGUGCUCAUAUCGGCGAUCGUGUGCACGUCGCUUUUUGGAAACAUUGUGGUGCUGCUGGUAUUCCAGCGCAAACCGCAACUUCUCCACGUUGCCAACCGUUUCGUGCUUAACCUGCUCCUGGCCGACCUACUGCAGACGGUGCUGGUCAUGCCCUUCGCCAUCGCCGCCACCGUGCCUGAGGUCUGGCCGCUGGACGCCCGACUCUGCCAAGCCCUUGUGGUGCUCAUGCACCUGUUUGCAUUCGCUGGCGUCAACACCAUCAUUGUGGUAUCCGUAGAUCGCUAUUUGGCCAUCAUCCACCCGCUGUCCUACCCCACACGAAUGACACCUCACCUGGGUACCAACCUGAUCGCUCUCACAUGGCUUCUUAGUGUACUUCAGAGCACUCCGCCGCUUUAUGGAUGGGGAACCAUCGAAUUUGACCGGCGCCACAAAGCCUGCACUGUUGUGUGGUCCUCAAGCUACUCGUAUUCAGCCCUGGUGUCUGCACUUUCGUUCUGGCUGCCUGUGGUGAUCAUGCUUUGCUGUUAUUGGAUGGUAUUCAGGGCGGCGAGGCGGCAGAACGCCCUCGUUCACCCCAUCCAAUCCAACCCCCCUCCAGAUUCCCAAGCAUCCUGUUCCAGCCCCCAAAGGCAUUCCCAAGCGGAAGGCCCCUUUUCAGCCUCUUAUCCCAUCAGAACCCGCCAUAGACGCUUCCAUUACCACUGUAAGGCGGCGCGGGUGGUGUUCGUCAUCAUGGCGUCCUACGUGUUCAGCAUGGGCCCGUACAGCGUACUAAGCACGAUAUCUAUUUACUCUAGUGCAGCGGUGCCGCCCUGGUUGGCCUCGAUGGCGCUCAUUCUCUUCUUCCUGCAGUGCUGCUUACACCCCUACAUCUAUGGCUACAUGCACCGCAGCGUACGCAAGGAGUUCCUGGCGCUGCUCUGCGGGCCGCUGUGUGGGCAGGGCCAGAUCAGUCAGGGCUCCGCCGUGGACAGUUGCUUCACGGUGACGGAUGGACGCAUGGCACACACCCAUCGCUCAAGCCAGGCUGCCCGAGUGUGUCCUCUCCGAACCUGGGAGGAAGGCACCACAUCUUCUUCCCCUACAGAGAGGAGGUCCAAAGACAGCCGUAAGGAAACCACCUCCAUCAGUCUGAGCUCAGAGAAGGAGCUCACUGUACACAGCAACACCAACAAACAACCUGAGGAAACACCUACAGGCAAAUUCUGAACAUAUCUGGGGUAUAUACAUCUCUUUUGGUUUCCAUUUAGGGCACAAUUUGGUACUUUUGAAUCAAAUACUGUGCCUUUAAACACAAGCUCACUGAAUACACUGU
Sinocyclocheilus anshuiensis is the source of this 1797-nucleotide messenger RNA. RefSeq names its product probable G-protein coupled receptor 101. Lineage: Eukaryota; Metazoa; Chordata; Actinopteri; Cypriniformes; Cyprinidae. The transcript has 3 exons. Gene Ontology annotation, molecular function: G protein-coupled receptor activity. Gene Ontology annotation, biological process: G protein-coupled receptor signaling pathway. The record is from RefSeq and is a predicted model, not a curated record. Gene Ontology annotation, cellular component: membrane. The coding region runs from base 390 to 1691 and encodes 433 amino acids.